Molecule: messenger RNA, 3975 nt
Organism: Columba livia (rock pigeon)
Lineage: Eukaryota; Metazoa; Chordata; Aves; Columbiformes; Columbidae
Gene: ASPSCR1
Product: ASPSCR1 tether for SLC2A4, UBX domain containing
Exons: 13
Coding region: 19-1398 (459 amino acids)
Biological process (GO): intracellular protein transport; glucose homeostasis
Cellular component (GO): cytoplasm; nucleus; vesicle membrane
Molecular function (GO): protein binding
Source: RefSeq, a predicted model, not a curated record
GGCCGCGCGGGAGGGAAGAUGGCGGCGGCGGCGGCGGCGGGCGGGGGGGGCGCCGCCGUGUCGGUGCUGGCCCCCAGCGGGCGGCGGGUCACGGUGCGGGUGGGGCCCGGCACGGUGCUGCUGCAGGUUCCAGAGGAGCAUGUUGGAUCUCUCGUUGCAGUGGAGGUUUGCCAGACUGCCCAACAAUGCCAAGCUGGAGAUGGUGCCAGUCUCCGGGAGAGCGGGCACCGGCAGCACGGAGCAAAAUCAGCCUUUGGGAAUCGCAGGGCCCAGAGGGCAGCGGGAGAGUCUGGAGCAAGGACCGCGUACCCUUGGUGGGAGGUUCGGAUCGCAUUACAGUUAGACAAUGGCUCCCGUUUACAGGACACCUUUUUCUGCCAACAGACUUUGUGGGAACUUCUCAGCCGUUUUGCAGAGAUCAGGCAGUUUAUGGAACAGCACGGCGAAUUCUCUCCGGUCUGUGUUUACAUGCGAGAUGAGAUAUCAGGAAAAGCUGCCCUGGAGAAGACGACGCUGAGGUCGCUUGGCCUGACCGGAGGCAGUGCCAUCAUCAGAGUCGUCAUGAAGAAAUGCCCUUCUCCCGGCGGGGAGGAGGCCGCGGGUGCCGCGGAGCAGCGUGACGAGCCGGCGGCGAGCCGGGGCCCUGCCGAAGGAGCUGCGGAUGUGCCUCUGCCUCCAGCAAACGCCUUCCCGCAGGACUCGGGGCACGGGGAUGUGGCCGUGUCUCUAAACAGCUGCACAGACGAGCAAGACUUGGCUAAAAAAUCCCAUGGCGGCUUGGAGGAACUGCGGCCUUCCUCACGGCCGGAGUCUGCCCCAUUCAUCCCCUUCUCUGGGGAUGGGCAGCGUCUGGGGAGCUCUGCUGUAGCUGAUGGGUUAGAUACGCCAUCGUCAAAGCUGCCAACAACUUUCUCCAGCCCUGGAGGCCCUUCUAAGCCAAAGAAGUCUAAGAACAGCCAAGAACUGCAAAAGGAGCAAGAACAGCUUGUGGAACGAGAGCCGCUGGUGUGUCACCCUGAUCUGCUGGAACCGCUUCCUGCUGGCCCAGAAGAGCUUCCUGACGAGUUUUUUGAAGUCACGGUGGACGACGUACGGAAGCGUUUGGCGCAGCUGCAGAGCGAGAGGCAACGCCUGGAAGAAGCUCCACUGAUGACGAAGUCUUGGAGGGAGGCUCAGCUGAAGGAGAAGUUGGAGCGUUACCCAAAGGUGGUGUUGAGAGUCCAUUUUCCAGACCGUCAUGUUCUACAGGGGUUCUUCCGCCCUAGCGAGACUGUUGGCGUUUUGAGAGACUUUGUAAGAGCCCACCUUGCCGAUGCCGACUUGCCGUUCUACUUGUUUAUUGCACCUCCCAGAGUCAUCCUGAACAACGAAAGUUUGACACUCUUUGAGAUCAUGUAACGGAAAGAAUGCUUCUCAUUCUGGCAGCUGCACGUUCCCCGUAGGCAGCAGCGGCUGCCGGCUCUGAAGGCGUCGCCCCGUCAGAGAGCAGAACAACCGUGCUCAUAAUGUGUGGAUUUUGCAGUACUCUGUUCUAGGAUUUUCUGAAUGUGUGUGUCUGGAGAGACCCAGUGAAGAAGGAGGUAUCGGGAUGUUAUUUGGGGAGAGUUCUGCCUGAAAUAUUUUCUGUGCUCUAGAGAACAAGUUACUAAAACAUGCAGUAAGACAAAGCAGAAGUGUUUCUCUCAUGUGUCGCAGCUGGACUCCAGGGGACUGUUGUUCCAGGUAGACGUGUUUGCCGCGGGAGGCGGGAGGCAGCAGCCCAGCCCCGCGCCGCGCCGCCGGUGCCCCGCUGUCGCAAACCGCGGCUCCGCGCCGGGGACGGGACCUGCAGCGCCGCGGCCGCAGGCUGAAUGCGGCUUCACGAGGAGCAGGCUGCUCUUCGCGUGUCAGGAACCGAAAGCGUUCAUUUGAGCUUCGGCAACUGUAGCUAAGUAAAUUGGCAAAGCUGUGUUAUUUAGAUCUUUUAAAACCUGAGGGGUGUUUGUUUGCAGCGACAGUCCUUACGUGGGGAGGGCAGCAAGCAGCACGCUGGCUCCCUCCGUUCCUCGCCUCAUCGGUGGCUUUCCGAUCCCUUCAGAAGAAAGUUGUCCUGUGCUGAAGGCCUUGGGUGGCCUCUGGAGACUGACACACGGUUCUCAUUGCUGCUGCUGGCCUCCUCUGUGACCUUCGAUAAGUUAACUAAUCGCUUUACGUCUCUGUUUUUCACCUGUACAAAAAACAAUCAACCAACCACACACAAAAACCCCCAAGUGUCAUACUUGCUUACAUUUUUAUUUAUAUUGCACGUUGCUGCUCAUUAUAUAUAUAUACAUAUAUAAAACUGCACAAUGGAACAGCAUUUUCAAUGAGAUUCCUAGGUGCUGUUGCAAUAAAAACAAUCUAACUGUAUCUUGUAAAGAUGCCUUGCGCAGUGUGACUUUAACAUUGUAAUUUGACAGAUUAAUAGCAUCUAUUUUCCCAGUCAGAAUGGCGUUUGUAUCUUUGGCUGGAAGUCCACGCAGCAAGGAAGAUAAACGCUGGAUGUUGGAGUAGAGCAGCUCACUGGUGACUCACUCGUGUUGUAGUAAUUCUUUGCAUAAAGCUGAAUGGAGUUCUUGAAUAUUUGUUUCAAACAGCCUGUGAUCCUUCUGGUCGAUCUGACAGGCUCAGUGUGACCCUGAGAGGUUUCUAAGUCUGUUUUAAUUCACAGGAUAUUCUUACAAGAAUUCUAUGCAGUGAGGUUAAGAACUGCAGAGUUGUUCCUUUAGAGAAAACGAUACAUGCAUUAGAACAACUGCAAACGAGGGAAUACCAGCUGACUUGAGAAUGUAGGUUUCAGGUGAUGGUCUGCCCAGUGUUCGAUCCUUGCAUUCUUAGCAGUGAUAGACAAUAAUAAAGGCUCCAGUUUUGGGUUUGUAUGUUUUCCUGGGCUGCAGCUAUUAAAGCCUUCUCAUCUUUAUGCCAAGACAUUCCUUGGCCAGUGGGAUCAUUCCACUGGCUCUUUUUUCAUGUGACAUUGGUGCCGAUUUGAAUACUUUGGUGUUACAAAACCUCUCAGGCAGCUGAUGUGCUGCCAGUGACUGGGGAGAGCCCCUGGGGCGGCGGGGGCGCUGCGUCCCGUGCCCGGCGCCGCGGCCCCGCACGGGGGGAGCCAGGCAGAGGCCGCACGGAUGAGCCCGCAGUCCCAGCUGAGGGAGCAGAGCUCACGGGGUGUGAAUUUGGCCGGAGGGGGCUGUGUUGGCUGGCCCCGGGGGCCGCGGGUGGAGCUGUGAGCAGGGCGCGUGCUGUGUCCCGUGAGCUGCUCUCUGGUUCCUGCGAGUUUCUUUCAGUUAAAAGAUUUGGAACUGAAACAUUUGGACUGAUGUUUUGCCAGCAGUGGGAGGUGGUUGUGGAGGCUGAUCCCGGAGCUUAGAACUAGGGCUAUUUGUGUGCCUGUGAGUCCGUGGGUAGAGGUUCGUCCUGGGGACAGUCUGUGUGUCUGUCUGGCUCUCGGGCUGCCUCUCUGCUCCCUUUUCCCUUUGUGCCUCACGCAGGCCCUGCCAUGGGUUUUCUGUGACCCCUUGGGGCCGUUCCCACCCGCGGCUUUGAUGUGUGUGCCCAGAGCCUGAUUGACAAGGAAGUUCUGGUGGCGGCAGCGGGAAACGAAAAGGGCAGGGCUUUGAACUAAAGGGCUUUGAGCUCGAGAUGCUGUGCUUACUUAUCUCCUGCAGAAUGUUAAUUAUUUACCAAGAUAAUUGGUCGGGAGAGGAAAAAAAGAGAGGGGAGGUUAUUAAAAAAUUCCAACACUAACACACUACAAAAACCUCAUUUUCCAACUUGCAGCUGGCAUGAAAAGGAUGUUGUGUGUAAAAGGGCUCGAGUGUAUGUGUGUUGGGGGGGUGGCUUUUUAAGGCACCCAUUUCGUAAAUAGAGGAAUCCCUUCAGACGAAUGCAGCGGAAACAUCAAAGCUCCUGCAAGAGUUUUCUCUGGGGUUUCUAAACCGUGUCUGGUACUUU